GAAGUCAUGGUCAGAUUAUAGUGGGACGCAGGUGCGCAAGAUCAAAGUGUUUUAAUUCAUUAUAAAAGCAAGUGAUAUUUUGAUGUGAUGCAGGGAGAAAGUUUAUUCAAAGUCAUUUUUCUCGUUCUUUUGGUGAGCUGCGCUAGAGUGUCAGGAUGGUCUUGUUACGACUGCUAUGGCUCCACGUGUGAGAACAUUAAGAUCAAUCCAGCCGUAGCUGGGAAGUGUCAGACUGGUUUUAGAUGUUUCACCAGAUUGAAAGAAGACAGAGUCACUGUCCACAAUAAAGGUUGUUAUAGUCAUAGCGGCAGUCUAUAUGGAGUAAACCUGGACUAUGACGGAUGUAGACCCCAGAAAAUUGACAGCAGAGACCAAGUGCUCUGUCUUUGCCGUGGGGAAGGAUGCAACGCUGAUACCAAGAAAGCCAUUAAGACAACUACCCAACCCACUUCUCCCAGUCCAACGACUACCACAUCGACGACUACCAGUUCUACGACUACCAGUCCAACGACUACCACUUCUACGACCACUUCCACAAAAUCGCCCCCUAUAACGUCCAAGCCAGCAAUAUCGACAACCGUUGACGGGAAAAUCCGAGAUGGCUUUUUCACUGUUGCAGAACUAGGUAUCAGAACAUUCAAUGGAAAACCGGACGUUGAAUGUGUACUAGAAAACAGGUAUCCGAAAACGCAGCAAUUCAACGCUGUGUACGGCAUAUCUCCCAGCAACUGUAAAGCAGCUUGUAGUGUUCAUCAAGACUGUGUUGCUGCGGCGUAUCAUGAUGACGAGAGGGGCCAGGCGUUGAGCACUCAAUGUCUGUUUUACAACGCGAAGUUUUUCACGCCACAUACAGAGAUACAAUUUCUUAUUCAGUGGAAGCUUUUCACAAGUAAUGGGAACUGCUUCAGAGCUUCUUGCAGGAACUCCAUACAGAUAAACAACCACAUAUUGCCUUCCGUGCCGACUAAGUCUUUGGUAGGAAUUACGAUAGAGAGUUGUAAAGCAGAAUGCUAUGGUAAUCCUAAAUGUCUUGCCGUGUCAUAUGAACACGUCACCAGUAGCUGUGAAGUUUUUGGAACCAUGAAAAAUACCGCGGCGAAAGCGCCACCUUCCGGUCGUGGGUGGACGUCUUAUGUAAAAUCAUGUGUAGCCGAAAACGACAACUACCCAACCGACAACAACAACCCAACCGACAACAACAGCAACCCUUCCGACAACAACAACCCAACCGACAACAACAACAACCCUUCCGACAACAACAACCCAACCGACAACAACAACAACCCAACCGACGACAACAACUACCCUACCGACAACAACGGCAAGUACUACAACGACAACUACAACCAGCACUAG
Lingula anatina is the source of this 1356-nucleotide messenger RNA. RefSeq lists its product as uncharacterized. Lineage: Eukaryota; Metazoa; Brachiopoda; Lingulata; Lingulida; Lingulidae. The record is from RefSeq and is a predicted model, not a curated record. Gene Ontology annotation, molecular function: protein binding.